This is a messenger RNA of Eremothecium sinecaudum, 717 nucleotides long. RefSeq names its product mitochondrial nucleotide exchange factor MGE1 (gene MGE1). NCBI's taxonomy places the organism in Eukaryota, Fungi, Ascomycota, Saccharomycetes, Saccharomycetales, Saccharomycetaceae. The record is from RefSeq and is a predicted model, not a curated record. The transcript has a single exon. The coding region runs from base 1 to 717 and encodes 238 amino acids. Gene Ontology annotation, cellular component: PAM complex, Tim23 associated import motor. Gene Ontology annotation, molecular function: adenyl-nucleotide exchange factor activity; protein homodimerization activity; protein-folding chaperone binding. Gene Ontology annotation, biological process: protein folding; protein import into mitochondrial matrix.
AUGAGACUGGCACUAUCACCAGCCAUGAAGUCUAUCAUUAGACAACCAAUUUUAAAGCCAAAUAUGUUUGCAACGGCAGGUCCAGUUACGAGUGGAAGAUUGCUACACAACUUACAAGGCAAAUCUUCCGGGACAUUUCAGUCAAGAUUUUAUUCUCAGGAAUCCGAAAAGGAACAGCCAAAAGAGGAAUCUUCCAAAACCGAAGACUUGACUGAAGAACAACAAAAACUGAAGACUUUAGAAGAACAAUUGGAGGCAAAAAGUAAGGACGCCGCAGAAUUGAAAGACCGUUUACUGAGGUCAGUAGCUGACUUCCGUAACUUGCAGGAGGUCACGAAAAAGGACAUUCAAAAGGCCAAGGAUUUUGCAUUGCAAAAGUUUGCCAGGGACUUAUUAGAAUCUGUGGACAACUUCGGACACGCAUUACAAGCUUUCAAGCCAGAAUCUCUAGAGAAAUCACAGGAAAUCAAGGACUUGUACACGGGUGUUAAAAUGACUAAGGACGUUUUUGAAAAGACGUUGAAAAAGCAUGGCAUUGAAAAGAUUGAGCCUUUGGGGGAACAGUUUGACCCUAACAAGCACGAGGCCACUUUUGAGCUUCCACAGCUGGAUAAGGAGCCAGGGACAAUCUUCCACGUUCAACAGGCAGGCUUCUCCUUAAACAACAGGGUCAUCAGACCAGCCAAGGUCGGUGUCGUUAAGGACGUCGAAAAAUAA